AUGUCGGACCCCGUCAAGCCUAUGACGUCCGUCUCGGACACCCUCUUCACCUCCUUGGAGAGGGACUUUAUGGAGGCCAUGUCCGCCUUAGAGGGUGAGGAGUCUCUGGGCUACUUUCGUCUGGAGUACGAGAAGUUAUUCCGUGUCCUCAAGAAGAGUCGCGCCUCCGAGAUGGAAAUUCUCACGCAGUGCCAGCAGCUGACGCAGGAGCUGCUGUCCAACGCGGCCAAGAUGCAAGCGGCUGUGAAGCUCGCGCAAGGCGAUCACAGCACCAUCGAGGCGCUUAAAAAGGAGAUCGAGAAGGCGUGGCGCACUGUGGACGUGGCAAAUGAAAAAGAUCAGUGCGCGCGUGAGAUGGUGAAGACACUGAAGCAGGAAAUUCAGUCCCUGCAGAGCUUGAUCCAGGAUGGCACCUCACUAUCUACCGAUCACACGUCGACGCUGGAGCAGCUCAAGCUGGACAACAAGCGACUCCUGACAGAGAGUGAGGAUAUGACAAAGCAGGUGGAGACGUACAAUAAAGAGAUGGCGGAGCGGACUGCAACUCUAGGAACAUUGAAGACCGCGACAGAGGCGGCUGUACAGGAGCGCAAGCUUUUGACGAGUCGCCUGGAGUUGGUGCGGCAAGAGUACAACCGUGAGCGCAAUGCGCGCGAGCGUGCCGAGUAUCAGUGUCGAGAUCUUCUGGUGACGCUUAAGACACGUGAGAAGGCGCUGCAGGAGCGGGAAGACCGCCUUGCCUUGAUCCAGACGCAAGCAGAGAAACACCAGGCGGAGCUGGGAAAGCAGCAGCAUAAACGACAAACACUACAACAGCAGCUUGAGACAGCCGAGAAGCAGCUGUACCACACAAAGCAGUCCUACAACGACAGCGUCGACACCACUGCGGAGCUGAACGAGCGACUGCAUGGGAUGGAGAAGCAGAUUGCUGCAACCGCAAAGAAGAUUCUCGAAACCCGUGACGAGUGCGUCCGGGUCACUCGCAUCGAAGAGCGCGACUUUCGCGAGUUCGACCGCCUCAGGCAGCAGAUCGACCACAUCCGUAAGGACGAGGUGCACAUGACGUAUGAGGAGGACACGGUGCGGAAGCGCAUCGCUGCGGUGAAGCUGGAGAAGCGGAGUCUGCAGGAGGCGCUGGGGCUGAUUGAACGCGAGUGCGGUGUCUUGGAGAAAAAGGGCGUAAAGGAAGAUUCUCUUCGAGCUACCACACAGACCCUUAUUAAGAACGAGCUCGAUCAGCAGGCAGAGCUAGAGGCCUGCAUCGCACAGGAGACCGAAAUCGGAUGCCAUCUCCGAGAGAAGCUGCAACGCUUGACAAAAGAGCGCGAGAACUGCGUGAACGAGGUAUCACAGGUGAGCGGACAAAACAACACCGCUGUAGAGGAGCUAAAGAUGGCGUCGUUGCAAGUUGAAGAGUUGCAGCGGAAGCUAGACGAGAGUGAGCGCCGUCUCACGCAGCAGCAGGCAAAGUACGAGCACAUGCGGGCGGAGCGGAAUCAGCUAUCGAGGCGCCUCGUCGACGCGCAGGACGAGAUUGUCGAGUACCGACAGCGUGUGAAGGUGGUGGAUCACCAGGUGCAUCAGUUCAAGGAGGAACUGGCACUGAAGGCCCGCAAGUAUCAGAGCGACAAGGCGCAGCACAAGAUCAGCAAGGAGCGUCUCCUCAAGGCACGCCAGCUUGUGAAUGACAGUACGGCGAGCUUCGAUGCGACGAAGGAGGAGGGCGAGCGGGUGGGACAGGAGAUCAAGCAGCUGUUGAAGGUGGUGCAAGAGUGCGACAAGAACCUUUCUGGACAGCAGCGGGAGCUUCUGAAGAUGAGCAGCGAGCGCGACACUUUCGCUGCUCAGCUGAUUCGCCGCAACGACGAGCUUGGCCUGCUCUACCAGCAGCUGCACCUGCUGCAGACGACCGUCAACGAGGGCGAGGCGGCGUACCGCGACCGACUUGAUGACCUUCGCCUCCUCCACCUUAAGUUGCGUGAAAUUCAGCAUCAGUCGAUGCUGGCGCAGGUGCGCGGGUGCGACGUGUCCGCCACAAAGGAGAGGUUGCGAGCCAAGCAAAACGAAGUGCGACUGGAGCAGGCCAAGGUGGCUGCCCUCUCCGAGGAGCUCGAGAACCCGCAGAACGAAUCCCGCUGGCGACGCGUCGGCGGCGCCUAUCCGUCGAUGGCGGAGCUGGAGUCGAAGAUGAAGCUGCUGCAGCGGAACCUGCUCACCAAAUCGGAGGAGUGCAUGAAGCAGGAGAUGAGACUCGAGGAAAAGCAGCGACUAGUAAUGGAGCUGCGUGCCAUGGCGGCGCGUCAGCCCGGCCCGGAGGUGGCACAACAGCUUAGCGUGUACCAGAAGGACUUGCAGAAAAAACAUGCACAGAUGAAGCAAAAGGCAUCCGAACUCAACAUGACAGCGACACGCACGGCGGAGCUGCGGUACGAGGUGGCGCGCCUGCGUUGCUCACUCGACGAAACACGGCAGAAGUACUACGAGAUGAAGGUGAAGAACGAUACCACCGUUGCGGCUGAGUCCAUCCCUGCGUCCUAG
Leishmania braziliensis MHOM/BR/75/M2904 is the source of this 2538-nucleotide messenger RNA. RefSeq lists its product as hypothetical. The transcript has a single exon. Lineage: Eukaryota; Euglenozoa; Kinetoplastea; Trypanosomatida; Trypanosomatidae. Gene Ontology annotation, cellular component: cytoskeleton. The coding region runs from base 1 to 2538 and encodes 845 amino acids. The record is from RefSeq and is a predicted model, not a curated record.